Messenger RNA from Cordyceps fumosorosea ARSEF 2679, 3075 nucleotides. RefSeq names its product Armadillo-type fold protein. Lineage: Eukaryota; Fungi; Ascomycota; Sordariomycetes; Hypocreales; Cordycipitaceae. The transcript has 4 exons. Gene Ontology annotation, molecular function: small GTPase binding. Gene Ontology annotation, biological process: protein import into nucleus. Gene Ontology annotation, cellular component: nuclear envelope; cytosol. The record is from RefSeq and is a predicted model, not a curated record. The coding region runs from base 1 to 3075 and encodes 1024 amino acids.
AUGGAGGAUCAGUUGCUUCAGCUGCUUGCGGCUACCGCCCAGCCUGACCAGAAUCAGCGUAUGGGCGCCGAGAUGGAGCUCAAGAGAGUCCAGACAAGUCCAGCAUACUCAGUGUCCCUCGCCAAUAUUGCCUCGCACACUGCUGUCGACAUUGGCACUCGUCAGCUCGCCCUCAGCACCCUCCGCCUCUUCAUAGAGAACAAUUGGUCCAAUGAAGAUCCUGGAGCAGACGCCCCCAUUCCCAUUGCCGAUGAUACUAGGCAGCUAGUCCGACAGUCCCUCCUUGACUUGGCCCUCAGCUCCGAAGACGAUCGCAAAGUCAAGAUUGCUGCGAGCUACGCCCUUGGCAAGAUUGCGAUUCACGACUUCCCUGAACAAUGGCCUUCGCUCCUACCCACCGUCCUGUCCGUGUUUCCCAACGGCAACGACUCUCAGUUACAUGGUGCUCUUCGCGUGCUCGGCGAUCUCGUUGAAGAAAGCUUGACUGAAGAUCAGUUCUUUACAAUGGCAAGAGAUAUCGCUAUCGCUCUUACUCAGAUUGCUACUAGCGAAGACCGGAAACCUCUGAUAAGAUCCCUGGCCAUUUCUGUGUUCCGUGGCUGCUUUGACUUGAUGAGUAUGGUAAAGGAAGACCAUGCCACUGAAGUUACCGCAUUUGCCGAAGAACUUCUGAAAGAUUGGAACCCAUUCUUUCUCAAUGUCCUCAAGAGCCGCCUUCCCGAAACCAGCAAUCCCGAUAAUGUUCAGCCGACAGAGUGGAACAGUAUCAUCUCCCUCAAGCUUCAGGUCGUUAAGACAUUGCUUCGCAUCCGCCGAGUCUUUCCAAAUCUUCUGCUACCGCAAAGCACCACCCUUUUCACUGCUGUUUGGGAAGAACUUCUUGUUCUUCUGCCCAGCUACGAACAUCUCUACAUCAACAAUGAUGCCCAAGGCCGCCUCGAAGAUGUCGACAGUCUUCCCUACACUCUGGACUUCCUCGUGCUUGAAGAGCUCGACUUUUUGAACCAAUGCUUCCGUGCGCCUCCUGUUCAGGCAGAGCUUGAUCGACAGCUCAAGGCCCACGCUGCCCAUGAAGUUCCUUGGAUGGUGGACAUUAUGAAGCUCCUGGGAGGCUACGCACGUGUUAUCCGUGAAGAAGAAGAACUUUGGGACAUAGAUUGCUCUCUAUUCUUGGCGGAAGAGACGUCAGUCACGGCAAACUACACUGCUCGAACUGCAGCGGGAGAUCUCCUUAUUAAAAUGGGAGAAUGGUUCAACGACAAAACAAUUGACGGGUUAUUCGGUUAUACAAAGGAACUUUUUCCUAGCAAGGACUGGAGAAGCCAAGAAGCGGCCCUUUACUUGUUCGUCAUGUUGGCGAGCGACUUCCAGGACGUUAACAAAGCUAUCCCGGAGAUUGUCGCUCAUGCCUACCUCGAGCUUGUCGACUAUGCAAUCAACCGAGCGGAAGAGCCGCUUCUUCGUGCUCGUGGCUACCUCGUGGCUGGAAUUCUCGGCCGCUCAUAUAAUAUCCCUCUCGCCCUUGUUGAACGAAUCAUCAACUUCAACACCGAAGAAUCCGAGGUUGUCCAGGUUGCUUGUGUAAAGGCCAUCACCGACCUCAUCGAGGCUGGAAAGGUCCCUGUGAAUCACCAGCUCCCAAUAAUUAAUGCCAUCAAGACAUUCAUGGAAGCCAGGAAUCAAUCAGAGAUGCAGGAUGCCGACGAGUUGCUUGUGACCCUGACCGCUGCCCUUCGUGCUGCCAUCGGCCUUAACCACGAAAUUACACUGUCGAGCGAAGUUGGAUCCGUGGACCUUCUCUUUCUACUCGCCAAACUUGGAUCAAACAACUUUCAGGUCACUGUUAUCGUUAGCGAGAUUUUUGAGGAGCUUUGCAUCAGCAUGUCUGACCAAGAAUCCUUCUCGCGCCUCUCUGCCAUUGUUAUCCCGAAUCUUACUUCUGCAUUCGACGCAAAUGGCGCAGCAUCCGAUAGCACUCUUGUCUCUAUUGCUAUUGAGCUGCUUGACGUUGUGGCUGAGAAUGCCCCAUGCCCUCUUCCGGAAGGCUUUGUCGCUGCCAUCUUGCCCCAGCUCAGCAUUUUGUUGAUGCAGUCCACUGAAGGUGAUAUUCUUCGAAAUGGAUCACGGAUUGUCAAGUCGUUGCUUGCAAACGGCCAUCAGCAAGUUCUUAGCUGGCAUGAUGCUGAUGGCCGAUCUGGUCUCGAGGUCUGCCUUGUCAUUGUCGAUCGGCUGCUUGGUCCCAGCAUUGAAGAUAACUCUGCGUCUGAAGUCGGCGGUCUUGCGGCUGAGAUUGUAGAAAAAGCCGGCCAAGAACGCCUAGGACCUUUCCUUCUACAGUUACUACAAGCCGUUGCCAACCGCCUGGCUGUUGCUCAGGCUGCCGCUAUAAUUCAGUCUCUGAUCCUCGUCUUUGCACGUCUAUCUCUGAACGGUGCUCAGGAUGUCGUUGAGUUCCUAAGCCAGAUCCAGAUAAACCCCAAUGAGAAUGGCCUUCAAGUUGUCAUGUCCAAGUGGCUGGAAAACUCUGUCAGUUUUGCUGGCUAUGAUGAAAUCCGCCAAAAUGUUAUUGCCCUUUCUAAGCUGUUUGCGCUGAAUGACAGCCGUCUGAAGAAUAUUAUUGUGAAGGGUGAUUUGGUCGUAGACGACGACGGGAUGAUUAAGACACGCUCGCGCUCUAAGCAACGCCCUGACCAAUAUUCCCCUGUCCCUGCACAACUCAAGAUCGUCAAGGUCCUGAUUGAGGAGCUCUUAUCUGCCUCUGGAGUCCGUUCCGCUGCCAACCUUGCAGCAGCAGCCGUGGCUGGUUCAAAUGAGCUCGAUGAGGACGACGGCGAAGACGGCUGGGAAGACGACGAGACUCUCGACAUGACUCUCAACGCCGUUAAGGGCGACUUGAUGUCCUAUAUGGACAAUGGUGGCCAGCGUCAGCCCGAUGACGAGACGCAGGCUUAUCUCACAGAUUUCUUUAUCCGUGCUUCCCAAGAGAAUAUUGGCGAUUUCAACCACUGGUACCCGCAACUCCAGGAGGCUGAACGACAGAAGCUGAGUGAGCUGGCCCACUCGGUGGCACAGUAG